This is a messenger RNA of Sinocyclocheilus grahami, 698 nucleotides long. RefSeq names its product claudin-1-like. Gene Ontology annotation, molecular function: structural molecule activity. The record is from RefSeq and is a predicted model, not a curated record. The transcript has 4 exons. Lineage: Eukaryota; Metazoa; Chordata; Actinopteri; Cypriniformes; Cyprinidae. Bases 1 to 618 code for a protein of 205 amino acids. Gene Ontology annotation, cellular component: membrane; bicellular tight junction.
AUGGCUCUUCAGCUCAUCGGUUAUAUUCUGUCCAUUACUGGAUUAUGUGGCCUCAUUAUAGGCACAUUUACGAAUGAAUGGGAAAUCCUUGGACAUGACAACGACAAGACUGUGAUUCUGGACAAAUACAAAGGACUGUGGAUGGAGUGCUCAGUGGACGGUUCGUCUCACGUGCGCUGCACAAGUUACAAUUCUCUUCUUCACCAGACCUUUGAAAUCCGGGUGGGCCGAGCAAUCAUGAUCAUCAGCAUCGUCUUUUCAAGCCUCGCCGCGCUGGUGGCCAUUUCUGGCCUCCGAUGUACAAGAUGUUUAGAAGAGAACGAGAAGUCGAAGGAUAGAGCUGCCUUCUUAGGAGGAAUCCUUUCUGCGUGCGGUGGUAUUCUUGCUUUGGGCAUAACCAGCUGGUUUAUAUAUGGAAUUGCUGUAGAUUUCUUUCAGAAUGACACAGUGACGGAGAGGUAUGUGGUCGGCAGAUCUCUGAUUGGUGCAUUUGUUGCAUCUGUGCUUUGUUUAUUCGGAGGCAUUCUCUUAUGCGCCUGCAGCGUGAUGCAUCUACAAUUCAACAAAAUUCUCAGCAAGCAUCCGGUCUCCAGGAAUCCUGAAAAAGACUAUGUUUAAUGAUCCUGAGACCAUCUGAAUACCUAUACUUCACCUGAAUGUCAGACACCGGUUAAAUGUUGUGUAUGUGCAUGAAAGAA